AUGGGCCCCUCACUUCCCAGGAAGCCUCUAACCGCUCUCGCACGAUGGACUCUACCUACACAUGAUGUCAGCGUCUCAAGAACGCUGCGCCUUUGUUCCACCCUACAAGUGCCUGCGCAAUUGAAGGCAGCUCCAAGUCCUCCAGUACCACCUCUCUCUGCGUUACCGGCUCGCGCCUUGCUCAGAUCUUUGCUGGUCUCCACGAUCUCGUCGAAGAGAUUCCUUCUCAUCCCGGCGCUGUCGAUGAUGUCCUUUCUCUCCAAGCCCAACAGAAUCUGGCUGUUUGAUGUUGAUCGAAAUCCGAUCUUGCACGGAAUCUUGAAGACUACGUUCUAUAAUCAGUUCUGUGCUGGGGAGAAUGGGGCAGAAUGCAAAGCCACAAUCCAACAGAUGAAAGACAUGGGUUUCCGCGGUAUGAUUCUGACAUACGCUGCUGAGACGGUGUUCGACCAUAACACACAAGCCUCACACGGACAAGGCACUGCCUUGAAAAAUGAGCAUGGUGAUGUCUCAAUGGAUGGAUCUGUCGUCCGGUGUCCCAGCAUCGAAGCCUGGCAGGCGGGGACAAUCGAGACGAUCUAUAUGACGGAAGCAGAAGAUUACAUUGCAGUCAAACUAACCGGCGCCGGCCCGUCCGUCACUGAGGCCUUUGCCACAGGAGAAUUACCUCCGCCGCAAAUGAUGGAAGCACUGGAUGAAGUCUGCACCAAAGCCAAAGACCGCAAAGUCCGCAUCCUGGUCGACGCCGAGUCCCAGCAUUUCCAAAAGGGCAUUUCCCGCGUUGCUCUGGAACUCAUGCGCAAAUAUAAUCGUGACGGGUAUUCAACCGUCUACAAUACCUACCAGGCCUACCUCAAAAGCACCCCAGCGACGCUGGCAACCCACCUCGCUGCGGCAAGCGAGGAUAACUUCACACUCGGUCUCAAGCUCGUGAGAGGUGCAUACAUGGCUACGGAUGAACGGUCCUUGAUCCACGACUCGAAGCAGGAUACCGACGACGCAUAUAACACGAUCGCACAGGGCGCAUUGAGGAGGAAUAUCGGAGACUUUGGAGAUAAGGGUAGCCGGGCAUUUCCCUCUGUGAACCUCUUCUUGGCUAGCCACAAUAGGGAGAGUAUGGUGACUGCCCAUGAACUGCAUAAGCACCGUGUUGUGUCUGGUUUGCCUACCGUGCCUGUGCGCUUUGCCCAGCUCCAUGGCAUGUCUGAUGAGCUGAGCUUUUCGCUGCUUCAGAUGAAUGAUGGUGAUGGGACUCCGGAGGUGUAUAAGUGCUCGACUUGGGGAGGAUUGGGGGAGUGUCUGGCCUACCUUCUUCGUCGGGCUAUUGAGAAUCGGGAUGCUGUUCUGCGGACGGACACUGAGUAUCGGGCGUUGAAGGCGGAGGUUUUUAGAAGAACGAAGUCGGCGUUUUCGCUUUCAUCUUCUUAG
Messenger RNA from Penicillium bovifimosum, 1428 nucleotides. Its product is annotated as proline dehydrogenase family protein. Gene Ontology annotation, cellular component: mitochondrion. Gene Ontology annotation, molecular function: FAD binding; proline dehydrogenase activity. The coding region runs from base 1 to 1428 and encodes 475 amino acids. The transcript is spliced from 2 exons. The record is from RefSeq and is a predicted model, not a curated record. NCBI's taxonomy places the organism in Eukaryota, Fungi, Ascomycota, Eurotiomycetes, Eurotiales, Aspergillaceae.